AUGACUGUCCUCAGUGUAGAAAAGAGAUCCAGAACACGUCCUGUACUACAGCAGCUGAGUCAACCCAAUAAAACAAGAGGCUCUGAAAACAGUAAGACCACUUGCACACUGGAUGACAGCCUGCAGAGAGCUAUAGUAAACCAUAAAGACAGUCUGAAAAGGAGGUAUGAAUGUGUGAUAGAAGGCAUGGAAAUAGCAGGGAACCAAACUCCCCUCAACAGGAUUUACACAGAGCUCUACAUCACAGAGGGAGAGAGUGAAGGGGUUAACAAUGAACAUGAGGUGUGGCAGCUAGAGACAGCAUCCAGGACACCAACCUCACAUGACACAGCAAUCCACUGCAAUGACAUCUUUAAACCCUUACCAGGCCAAGAGAGAAGCAUCAGAACUGUGCUGACCAAGGGCAUCGCUGGCAUCGGAAAAACAGUCUCUGUGCAGAAGUUCAUCCUAGACUGGGCUGAAGAGAAGGCGAACCAAGAUGUGGAUAUCAUAUUUGUGCUUCCUUUCCGGGAGCUGAACUUGAUUAAAGAUCUCCAGUACAGUCUUCUCAGACUUUUAAAUGGCUUCCACACAGAACUAGACAUAGGCAAUGCAAAGAACCUCACUGCCUGUAAAGCUAUGUUCAUCUUUGAUGGUUUGGAUGAAAGCAGACUUCCAUUGGAUUUCCAGCACAAUGAAAAGGUGUCUGAUGUCACCCAGCCAUCAUCUGUCGAUGUUCUGCUGACAAACCUCAUCAAGGGGAAUCUGCUUCCGUCUGCUCUCCUAUGGAUAACCUCCCGACCAGCAGCAACCAAUCAGAUCCCCCCUAAAUGUGUUGACCAGGUGACAGAGGUACGAGGGUUCAAUGACCCACAGAAGGAGGAGUAUUUCAGGAAGAGAUUCAGUGAUGAGGACCUGGCCAGCAGAAUCAUCUCACACAUAAAGACAUCAAGGAGCCUCCACAUCAUGUGCCACAUGCCAGUGUUCUGUUGGAUUUCUGCAAUAGUCCUUGAACACAUGUUGAGUACAGACAAGAGGAGAGAGAUGCCCACGACUCUGACUGAGAUGUCAAUACACUUCCUGCUCAUUCAGACCAGCCUGAAGAACCAGAAAUAUCAUGGAAGAGAUGAGAUGGAUCAACAGGAGCUCAUGGAGUCAGAUAAGGAAAUUAUUCUGAAGCUGGGGAAGCUGGCGUUUGAAAAUCUGGAGAAGGGUAAUCUCAUGUUCUAUGAAGAAGACCUGAAAGAGUGUGGCAUUGAUGUCAAAGAAGCCUCAGUGUACUCAGGAGUGUGCACACAAAUCUUUAAAGAAGAGUCUGUGUUAUUUCAGAGAGUGGUGUACUGCUUUGUUCAUCUGAGCAUUCAGGAGUUUCUCUCAGCUGUCUACAUGUACCAUUGUUACACAACCAAGAACAUGGAUGCACUGAAGCCCUUCCUCAAGAGAAAGUCUAGACCUGCAUCUGAAGAGCUAACCUUGCAUGAGCUGCUGAAGAGUACCGUGGAUAAAGCCUUGGAGAGCAAGAACGGACACCUGGACCUCUUUGUCCGCUUCCUUCAUGGCAUGUCACUGGAGUCCAAUCAGAAACUCCUACGAGGUCUGGUGACACAGACAGAAAGCAGUCCAGACAGCGUCAAGAAAACAAUCCGAUCCCUUAAGGUGAUGCAGAGGAAGAACAUCUCCCCUGAGAGGUGCAUCAAUCUCUUCCACUGUCUGAUAGAGAUGAAAGACCAUUCAGUACAAGAGAAAAUCCAAGCGUACUUGAGGUCAAAGAAGAGAUCCAAAAAACUCACACAUUCUCAGUGUUCAGCGCUGGCCUACAUGCUACAGAUAUCAGAGGAGGUUCUGGAUGUGUUUGACCUGAAGCAAUACAAGACAUCACAGGAGGGUCGUAGGAGACUGCUCCCAGCUGUGAGAGGCUGCAGGAAAGCUCUACUCACUGGCUGUACACUCACAGACACAUCCUGUGAAGUGUUGGCCUCAGCUCUCAGUUCAAACCCCUCAAACCUGAGAGAGCUGGAUCUGAGUAAAAAUGACCUGAAGGAUUCAGGAGUGAAGCUGCUCUCUGCUGGACUGGGGAAUCCCUACUGUAAACUGGAGACUCUGAGGCUGUCAGGCUGUCUAGUCACAGAGGAAGGCUGUGCUUCUCUGGUCUCAGCUCUGAAGUCAAACCCCUCACACCUGAGAGAGCUGGAUCUGAGUAACAAUGACCUGAAGGAUUCAGGAGUGAAGCUGCUCUCUGCUGGACUGGGGAAUCCCCACUGUAAACUGGAGACUCUGAGGCUGUCACGCUGUCUAGUCACAGAGGAAAGCUGUGCUUCUCUGGUCUCAGCUCUGAGGUCAAACCCCUCACACCUGAGAGAGCUGGAUCUGAGUAUCAAUGACCUGAAGGAUUCAGGAGUGAAGCUGCUCUCUGCUGGACUGGGGAAUCCCCACUGUAAACUGGAGACUCUGAGGCUGUCAGGCUGUCUAGUCACAGAGGAAGGCUGUGCUUCUCUGGUCUCAGCUCUGAAGUCAAACCCCUCACACCUGAGAGAGCUGGAUCUGAGCUACAAUCACCCAGGAGACUCAGGAGUCAGACUGCUCUCUGCUGGACUGGAGGAUCCACACUGCAGACUGGAGAAACUC
Coregonus clupeaformis (lake whitefish) is the source of this 2604-nucleotide messenger RNA. Its product is annotated as NLR family CARD domain-containing protein 3-like. Gene Ontology annotation, molecular function: protein binding. Lineage: Eukaryota; Metazoa; Chordata; Actinopteri; Salmoniformes; Salmonidae. The record is from RefSeq and is a predicted model, not a curated record.